Molecule: messenger RNA, 1540 nt
Organism: Cheilinus undulatus (humphead wrasse)
Lineage: Eukaryota; Metazoa; Chordata; Actinopteri; Labriformes; Labridae
Product: probable assembly chaperone of rpl4
Exons: 11
Coding region: 119-1366 (415 amino acids)
Biological process (GO): cell division
Molecular function (GO): protein binding
Source: RefSeq, a predicted model, not a curated record
CCCACUCAAAUGAACUGCAUUUUCCACGCGUGUACAAGCUUUCUACAGUCUAUGGUAUAAGCUAACGUCUGUUUUUAAAUAGAGACACUGUGGAAAUAGAAGAGUAUUUUUCACUAACAUGGGAGGACAGGCAAAAAGCAAAAAGAAAAAUAAGCCGAAGCGGAAAGAGAACCGUCCAAACAAGGAUCCGGGAAUUGUUGGACUGACACCUCAGGAAAGGAUGAGAGUGAGAAUGCAUGAAAAAGCCAAGAAGAAGACAGCUGAGAAAUACUCAGUUCAGCAACUACUAGAGAAGACAGAAGAAUGCAUGGAUAGUUUUGAUUUUGAGAUGGCUGGCCUUUUCUGUCAACGAGCCCUUGAUGUGGAGUCCAGCAACCUACAAGCUUUAGACAUGCUGGGACACAUCUACUCAGAACUUGGAGACACACAGAAAGCCAAAGGAGUGUUUCUGCGAGCAGUGGAGCUGAGCCCAGAUGCUGGCCAUAGCAAGUACAUGUACCUGGGACAAAUCCACUCUGGCCAGGAGGCUCUAGACUACUACAAUAGAGGAAUACAAGUACUGCUGUCAGUAUUGGAAAAACAAGAGCAAACCACACAGGUUCAAGCUGGAGCUGCUGCCCCUCCAGAGCAGGACCCUGAUCUCCCCACAGUGAAGGAUGUUAGUGCAGCGUACUGCUCCAUCGCAGAGAUUUACCUUGCAGACCUCUGCAUGGAAGAGGGAGCUGCAGACAAGUGCAAAGAGUCCAUUGAGAGAGCAUUACAGUAUCACUAUGACAACCCUGAGGCUCUGCAGCUCAUGGCCAGUUACCUGUUCAGUACAGAGAGAAACCAGGAAGGCAAAGAGUACCUGUUGAAGAGUGUUGGAUUGUGGCUACCUGCCCAGAAACAGAGAGAAGCGUCUUCAAGCACAGAUGAAGACUUUCAGAGUAUGAUCCCUCCAUACGAGUCCCGCAUCACCACAUCCAAACUGCUCAUCGAGUCUGAGGAAUACGAGUUGGCUGUGGAUGUGUUGGAGGGUCUUCUGGAGGAGGACGAUGAGGUUGUCCAGGUGUGGUAUCUGUCAGGGUGGGUGUGUUAUCUCCAACUGGAAAAAGCAAAGGAGCAGCAAGAAGGAGACGGAAGAGGAGUGACGGAGGAGGAGAAGGAGGAGCAGAAGGCAUUGACAGAGGCAGCAAGAUCGUACCUGACCAAUGCUAAGAAGUUGUACAGUAAGCUGCGGUGUGAUGACCAGCCAAUGUUGGAGCAUGUGGAGCAGCUGCUGGGCGAGCUGGGAGGAGAACUAGAGGGAGAGGGGGGAGACACAGUCCUGGAUGACGAUUAUGAACCCUGUAGUGAUGAAGAGGAGGAAGCACCCAUGGAACACUGAACACAGCACCCUUUUCUUGUGCUUGGAUUACACUUUUCACUAUCAUGCUCCUUGUAGUCUAAAUGUUUGAGUCUUCUCCCAUAAAGUGCCUUUUUAAGUGGUUAUCCUUUCACACACAUUGAGUUGGAGUGAGAUGCACAAAAACAUCCACAUUAAAAGCUGCAGUCUACCCAA